GAAAAUCAAAUAAGAAGUGUCGCAAGUUUCAUAAAUUCUCUUUCUCUCUUUCAGAUUACAUAUUAUUUAGCUUUACUUUCAAGUUUAACCUCCAUGUCCAAGGAUCGCCAUGAAAGUAUUCUUCAAGAAAGUCCUCAAGAACUUAAGCAACAACAACGAAAGCAAGAUGAAGAAGACGAAGAAAAAGAAAAAGGGAUUGGAAAAGAUGAUGAUGAUGAAGAAGAAGUAACUGUGACCUCGAGAAAAUUAGAUGAUGAUGAAGAUGAAGGCGAAGAGUGUAAAACGCCAAGUUCGAGAGAUCACAAGACACCAGCGAUUCAAAGUUGCCCACUGACACCCAGGAAGAAACCAAUGAUGAGGAUGAAGAGAAAAGUAUCAGAGUUGCAGUUCUUUGAAACUACAAGAAGUGAAGAGGUAACACUCUAAGACCCAGGCAAUCUUGGAGCAGAGUUGCAGCCAUAUUCAUUAUGCGAGGUGAAAACUGUACUGUAACCUCCCAAUCUCUGUCCAUCAUUUCCCAGACCAUUACAUCCAUUCUGGUGCGAUUAUUGAUCAGUCCCAUGGCCUCCAAACUACCAACUGUUUGAUUACCAAACAUAACUAUCUAGGUUAACUUUUAUUAUCUAUUUGAGUGUAUGUAUGUAUGUAUGGAUGUAAGUGUAGCUAGGUUAGCAUAAAACCUAAUAAGGACAAGCUGUUUUGCCAUUUUUGUGCCUAAUAUUCUGUCCUAAAUAUUGGUAUGGUUUGUCCAUGUUAUCAAUUAUUUAUGGGAAAAAGAG
Messenger RNA from Gossypium raimondii (Peruvian cotton), 779 nucleotides. Its product is annotated as cyclin-dependent protein kinase inhibitor SMR2. Gene Ontology annotation, biological process: regulation of DNA endoreduplication. The transcript is spliced from 2 exons. The record is from RefSeq and is a predicted model, not a curated record. Bases 94 to 426 code for a protein of 110 amino acids. NCBI's taxonomy places the organism in Eukaryota, Viridiplantae, Streptophyta, Magnoliopsida, Malvales, Malvaceae.